Hypomesus transpacificus is the source of this 1279-nucleotide messenger RNA. Its product is annotated as chromosome alignment-maintaining phosphoprotein 1-like. Gene Ontology annotation, biological process: attachment of mitotic spindle microtubules to kinetochore. The transcript has 2 exons. Bases 304 to 1245 code for a protein of 313 amino acids. NCBI's taxonomy places the organism in Eukaryota, Metazoa, Chordata, Actinopteri, Osmeriformes, Osmeridae. The record is from RefSeq and is a predicted model, not a curated record.
UCUGAAGCGCGUCACGUCUGAUGGCCCAAUAAGAUUUAAGAAAGGGAAAGGAUACGGAGGUCAAAUUAAGAUUUUUUCUUGCAGGCAGUUGCUUGCUAUUUGGUGUUUUACAAGUGCUGAUUGCUAGCUGUAGCUUAGCUUGAACAGUGUUCUAUAUUUCUGAUAAUCGCUGCUUGUGGAACUUACAUUUCGUUCACUGUUUAUGUGCAACAAACAACAUCCACGUUGCCUCCACUACUAGCUAGCUAGUGUCUAGCUAAUUUGAGCCAUAACAUCCAGCGCUGUCAGUCCGGGGGAGCAGCCAUGUCCGCAGACGCAGAGGACAGCCACCUGCACUGCCUCGCCUGCCAGCUGCACUUCAAAAGCCACUCUGCCCACCUGACGCACAUGGCCAACACGCACCCUGCUCGCCUGGAUGGCCUGCCUGUGGGUCGCCUGGGAAACGCUGUGUUCUACCAGCCCACAGCCAGGCUGUUCCACUGCUCCCUCUGCUUCUACACAUCCAACUACUACCCUCUGAUCUAUGACCACCUGCUGGCCAGCCACUGCCUCUCAGAGAAGGGGAGGGAGAAGGAGGAGAGAGUGAUGGAGGAGAGUGUGAUGGAGGAGAGAGUAAUGGUGAAGGGAGAGAUGGUGAAGGGAGAGAUGUUGAAAGAGGGAGAGAGAGUGAAGGGAGAGGUGGAGGAGGGAGAAAAUCCAGAUAAUGGUAAAGAGGGAGAAUGGGAAGAGGGUGGAGAGGGCCAUAGAGGCAGGGACGCUCCCCUGAGAGGCAGCUCUCAGAUGCAGGAGGAGGAGGGAGGAGGGGAAAGGAACCCCUGCGACAUCUCCCUCAAACGAAAGAGGAGUUCAGCGACAGACACAAAGGAUGAAGAUGAGGAGGAGGAAGAGGAGGCGAUAGACCCCACGCAAGAGCAGAAGGAGCGUGAGGUGCUGGACAGGUACACUCUGUUCUCAGGAAACCGCUACGUCUGUCGGCUGUGUGGCUGGAAGUCCAAGAUGAAAGGUUUCAUCAUGAGUCACAUUGUGCGCUCCCACAACGUGCCCAAGCCCUUCUCCUGCCAGCACUGUGAGCGCAGCUACAUCCUGCAGAGCCAGCUGAACAGCCAUGCCAGCCUGUGGCAUCGCCAGGGACUCUACCAGUGCCCCUUCUGUCUUUUCAGCUCCGACGUGCUGAGAGGCAUGAGGCGCCACUGCACGCGCUGCAGCACCAGGCUGGAGGGAGAGGGCAGCGAGGGGGAGGGGUGAUGGGGGAGGGAAGGAGGGAGGGGUGAUGGGGGAG